GCACCGUGCCGAGGACAGGGACGACAUCGCUUGCCGUCGAUUCUUAUUACCGGCCGCGUGUGAGUCUGCACAACUACGACCAUGGUGCGGUUGGCAUCGCCGCGCGCGUCGAUAUGGGCGCUGCCAUCGAGCCUCCGUGUGUUGCUGCGAAUGCCGCUGCCGCUGGCGUGCUCACGCAGCUACGCCUCCGCUGGUGCGAACUCGCUCCACAUUGACGGCAAAACCUAUCCUACGGAUGAAUGGACGAAUGUGCCCUCUUCCAUCUUGGCCAACUAUGGCCGCAAGCUGCACUUGCAACCGAACCACCCCCUGGCAAUUACCAGAAAGCUGAUCGAAUCGCGAUUUCCCAAAUUCAAAAAUCACAACGACCUGACUCCGAUCGUCAGCGUUGCACAGAACUUCGACUCUCUCGGCUUCGCCGCCGACCACCCGGGACGCAGUAGGACCGACACUUACUACAUCAAUAAGGACACCGUCCUGCGAACUCACACUUCAGCCCACGAGGUUGACGUCUUCCGAGCCAACUUGAGCAAUGGUUAUACCAUCUCUGCGGAUGUCUAUCGUCGAGACGCCGUCGAUCGUAGUCACUACCCAGUUUUUCACCAGAUGGAAGGUGCACUGACAUGGGAUCGUAACGACUUCGCCGACAUUAAGGCGUUGACGGAUCACAUUAUACGGGACUUGGAUAACAUUCCAAAGCACGACUUGGCUGUCGAAGAUCCCAACCCAACUUUUCACCCUGAUCGGAAUCCACUCCAGACCAAGUACCACUCACCUGAGGAGGCAGAGGCAGUGGCCGCGCAUCUGAAACGAUCCCUCGAGAAUAUGGUCGUAGCCAUCUUCGCUGAAGCAGACAAAGCCCUCGCCGCGGCUGGCCAAGGUGCGGAAGCUGAGCAGGAGCCGUUGAAAGUAAGGUGGGUGGAAGCUUUCUUUCCACACACUUCACCGUCGUGGGAGCUCGAGGUCUGGUGGCGCGGCGAAUGGCUGGAGGUCUUAGGAUGCGGUGUCGUUGAUCAGCCUCUGCUCGUUCGAGCCGAGCAACCUUCACGGCUUGGCUGGGCGUUUGGCAUUGGCCUAGAGCGGAUCGCAAUGCUUCUGUUUGGCAUACCCGACAUUCGAUUGUUUUGGAGCAAGGACUCACGUUUCCUCACCCAAUUCGACGAGUCAAAGCCGACACAACGCUUCAAGCCUUUCAGCAAACAUCCAUCAGCCCCAAGGGAUGUCGCGUUCUGGCUGCCAAAUGCGGUUGCAGUCAUUGCGCAGACCCCAGCUUCCACCUCUUCCGCUCCGUCUCCGGCUGGAGGACAAAUGACAGAGCCCUCCACACCACCGGCAUCUGUACCAGCCUUCCACGAGAACGACCUGAUGGAGGUUGUGCGCAAUACGGCAGGGGACAGCGUCGAAGAUGUUGCCCUCAUUGAUAGCUUCAAGCACCCCAAGACAGGGCGACAGAGCUUGUGCUACCGCAUCACAUAUCGCAGCCUCGAGAAGACAUUGACAAACGAGGAAGCCAAUGCCUUCCAUGAUCACAUACGCCAGGAGUUGGUGAAGCGAUUCGGUGUAGAACUCAGGUAGUCGAUCAGCUCCAUCUUCUCUUGACAGCCGACGCUUGCGUUGCCAUUAUUUACGCAGCUGCGAGGGCUUCUCCCGUCGGAGCGGUUGUAACAUUGUACUAUAUUUCCUCACAGGGGCCGUCUACCAGCCGGCACGCUCCAGAUGUAAACAUAGCAUAUUUUGUAUCGGCACAUCGAAGAUCGCUGCGGCCAAUGGAGGUGCGGCGUGCAUUGGGGGACUCGAGGGGCCCCGAUUCCACCCGAC
Cercospora beticola is the source of this 1818-nucleotide messenger RNA. It is a transcript of the gene MSF1, whose product is annotated as phenylalanine--tRNA ligase. Gene Ontology annotation, cellular component: mitochondrion; cytoplasm. The record is from RefSeq and is a predicted model, not a curated record. Gene Ontology annotation, biological process: phenylalanyl-tRNA aminoacylation. Gene Ontology annotation, molecular function: ATP binding; tRNA binding; phenylalanine-tRNA ligase activity. NCBI's taxonomy places the organism in Eukaryota, Fungi, Ascomycota, Dothideomycetes, Mycosphaerellales, Mycosphaerellaceae.